AUUCAGUUCACGUUGGAUUCUCAAAGCGAACGCGCGUCGAUCGUUCUGCGCCCGAAAAGCUCUUCACCGCCUCUUUCCCGGAUUCCAUCGAAUGCGUGACCGAUUGUGAUUCAGUUUCAGAUUCGGAUUCAGACUCAGAUUCAGAUUGAUAAAGUGCCUGAUAAUUGCUGAUAGUGCGUGUGUGCGUCAGUGUGUGUUCAAUUGAGUUAAGUUUUGGCUGACAAGGUUACUAAUUCAAACGCGAAAUGAGGGAAAUUGUGCAUCUGCAGGCGGGCCAGUGCGGCAAUCAGAUCGGUUCGAAGUUCUGGGAAAUCAUCUCCGACGAGCACGGCAUCGAUCCCAAUGGCUACUACCACGGCGAGUCCGCCCUGCAGCACGAGCGUAUCGAUGUCUACUACAAUGAGGCCAGCAGCGGCAAGUACGUGCCGCGAGCGGUGCUCAUCGACCUGGAGCCGGGCACCAUGGACUCCGUUCGCCAGUCGCCGAUGGGCCAGCUCUUCCGGCCGGAUAACUUCGUUUACGGGCAGUCGGGAGCCGGCAACAACUGGGCCAAGGGCCACUACACAGAGGGCGCCGAGCUGAUCGACUCCGUGCUGGAGGUGCUGCGCAAGGAAUCCGAGGGCUGCGACUGCCUGCAGGGCUUCCAGCUGGCGCACUCGCUGGGCGGAGGCACUGGCUCCGGAUUGGGCACACUGCUCAUCUCGAAGAUACGCGAGGAGUACCCCGACCGCAUCAUGAACUCGUUCUCCGUGGUGCCCUCGCCGAAGGUGUCUGAGGUGGUGGUGGAGCCAUAUAACGCCACGUUGUCGCUGCACCAGCUAAUUGUGGACACCGAUGAGACGUUCUGCAUCGACAACGAGGCUUUGUAUGACAUCUGCUAUCGGACCUUGCACAUCUGCUCGCCCACCUACCAGGAUCUCAACCACCUAGUGUCCGUCACAAUGUCCGGAGUGACCACCUGCCUGCGCUUUCCUGGCCAGCUGAACGCUGAUCUUCGCAAGCUGGCGGUGAACAUGGUGCCCUUCCCCCGUCUGCACUUCUUCAUGCCCGGAUUCGCACCCCUGACCGCCAAGGGAUCCCAGCAAUAUCGCGCCCUCACCGUGGCCGAGCUGACCCAGCAAAUGUUCGAUGCCAAAAACAUGAUGACCGCCUGUGAUCCCCGGCACGGACGCUACCUCACCGUGGCAUGCAUCUUCCGGGGACCCAUGUCCAUGAAGGAGGUGGACACCCAGAUGUACAACGUGCAGAGCAAGAACAGCAGCUACUUCGUGGAAUGGAUUCCCAACAACGUCAAGGUGGCCGUCUGUGACAUCCCGCCCCGUGGCCUCAAGAUGUCCGCCACCUUCAUUGGCAACUCGACCGCCAUCCAGGAGAUCUUCAAGCGCAUCUCCGAGCAGUUCACCGCCAUGUUCCGGCGCAAGGCCUUCCUGCACUGGUACACCGGCGAGGGCAUGGACGAGAUGGAGUUCACCGAGGCCGAGAGCAACAUGAACGACCUGAUAUCCGAGUACCAGCAGUACCAGGAGGCUACCGCCGACGACGAAGUGGAGUUCGAUGACGAGCAGGGCGAGCAGGAAGGCUACGAGUCUGAGGUCCUGCAGAACGGCAAUGGCGAGUAAAGUCCUAGAAACUAUCACAACUGUAGCUGUUUUCUGUAUACUAUUUUGUAAAUUAUUUGGCCCGAAAGAGCUUCAAAUAAAUUUUUAGUAAAUAUAGUACAAAACACGACUUCCUUUAAAGUUCGCAAUUGAAAUUCCAAAAGUA
This is a messenger RNA of Drosophila yakuba, 1764 nucleotides long. RefSeq names its product tubulin beta chain (gene betaTub97EF). Gene Ontology annotation, biological process: mitotic cell cycle; microtubule cytoskeleton organization. The transcript has 7 exons. NCBI's taxonomy places the organism in Eukaryota, Metazoa, Arthropoda, Insecta, Diptera, Drosophilidae. The coding region runs from base 246 to 1619 and encodes 457 amino acids. Gene Ontology annotation, cellular component: cytoplasm; microtubule. The record is from RefSeq and is a predicted model, not a curated record. Gene Ontology annotation, molecular function: structural constituent of cytoskeleton; GTPase activity; GTP binding.